Molecule: messenger RNA, 696 nt
Organism: Mycena indigotica
Lineage: Eukaryota; Fungi; Basidiomycota; Agaricomycetes; Agaricales; Mycenaceae
Exons: 1
Coding region: 1-696 (231 amino acids)
Biological process (GO): fatty acid metabolic process; DNA damage response
Cellular component (GO): mitochondrial matrix
Source: RefSeq, a predicted model, not a curated record
AUGUCAGCAGACGAAGAUUCCGUGCCAGCCUCUCCCGACUCUCUAUUCGACGAGCCGCUCAUUUCCCCCGCCUCCCUGACCGCCCCGCCCAUCCCCGGCCUGUUUUUCUCGCCCUCGCUGCUCCUGCCGAUCGAGCUUGCGGACCGCGUAUUCACUUUCUGUUCUGAGCGAUACUUCAAGCGGCCUGGUGUCAAUCAGGUCAUGCUUUUUGGCGAGGAGAUGAUUCCUGCGCCACUAUUGGACCUACUUUCCGCACUGUCCCCCUUUCUUCGACCUGCUCUGCCACACGGGGUCCACGAGCUUCUGUUUCCAGCGGCGCCCACAAUGGCGCGGCAAGCGAUUGUCAAUUUGUACAAUCCGGGAGAGGGAAUAUCGUCCCAUGUCGACCUGCUGGGCCGCUACGCGGACGGAAUUGUGGGCGUAAGCCUCGGGAGUGCAUGUGUCAUGCACUUCACGCGUACUAGUAGUACAAUGGGUGAAGAGCAGACCGCGGAUGUGUUCCUCCCGGAACGCAGUGUUAUUGUGCUCUCCGGUGAAGCGCGGUAUAAAUGGGCGCAUGGAAUCGAGCGACGUUUCGAGGAUGUGGUGAAUGGAGAGAAUGCAUCGGUUGUGUCAGUGCCUCGAGGGUUGCGCAUCAGUGUGACGUUUCGCUGGCUGCUUCCUGGCGCUGACGUCGUGGGCGAACAUGAGCCUUGA